GUUCGUCGUUAACAUCCACCAUAAACACUGUCACAACAACUCCAACCUUGCGCAACACCUUUCACAUCUUCCACAUACAUGCGGCGCAAGAGUGUCGGGUUCAGCCAGUUUCACAAGAAGCACAUAACUACGAAUGCGACCAUUCGACGCCUGAAUUGCGUGCCGUACGACGCCAACCCCGUACACAUCGAGUCUGUUGAAGAGAAGGAUUCACGAAAAUGCGCUCAGCUGCUCUUGUCCAUCUUGCAAUCGCGACAAGCGUUUGUUCGAGAUUCGUCGGGUGAUGUGGACUUGCAAACUGUCGGGUACUUUGAACUCGACUGGGUGAAGGACAUGUCAGGCCUUCACGUGGCAAAUCUCCAGAAGCUCACGCACCAUCAGUCCAAGGGCGACGCGGCGAAACGGCUCCAACGCAAGCACAAGCAGUGGAUCGAAGAACAACGCUUGAUGACGAGCUUGGGGUUUGCAGCCGGACGACUCGCCACCUCCUUGACCAAACCCGAACGGCAAAUGCUCCAAGACAUGUUGCAAGUACCAGUUGCCGGAGGAUACUAUACGCACAUGGUGACGUCGCCCGACCAAGCGAGAUCUAUUGCUGGACAUCGCCGACGGUAUUGGGAGACGUGGACGAUUGGCGAUGGCGAGAAGAAUGAAGACCACCGCGUCCGGCGCAUCGAGUCGAGGUCCCAGUGGGCUAAGCGCCGUGCUUGGAUGGACGAAGAUGACGAGGAUGUCGUCGACUUGUCUCAUUUUGACGUCGGCGCCCCGACCUCGCUACCUCGUCACAUGACGUUGGGCGACUUUUGUCCACCGCCGACAGUAAAAGCUGUGGGGGUCCCAGACAGUGACACGUACGACUUUUGCGACAUUGCACUGCAUGACGAUGACGACGUCACCCUCUCGACACGUCAAGUCCAAGCUACGUGUUCCAUGAUGUAAACAUGCAAUAAAUACAUGCCCCCUUCUCCUACUCUGUCAUAAUACAGUGUAAAUAAGUA
Molecule: messenger RNA, 998 nt
Organism: Aphanomyces astaci
Lineage: Eukaryota; Oomycota; Saprolegniomycetes; Saprolegniales; Verrucalvaceae
Exons: 1
Coding region: 79-939 (286 amino acids)
Source: RefSeq, a predicted model, not a curated record